This is a messenger RNA of Octopus sinensis (East Asian common octopus), 4221 nucleotides long. Its product is annotated as carnitine O-palmitoyltransferase 1, liver isoform-like. Gene Ontology annotation, cellular component: mitochondrion. Gene Ontology annotation, molecular function: carnitine O-palmitoyltransferase activity. Gene Ontology annotation, biological process: carnitine metabolic process; fatty acid metabolic process. NCBI's taxonomy places the organism in Eukaryota, Metazoa, Mollusca, Cephalopoda, Octopoda, Octopodidae. The record is from RefSeq and is a predicted model, not a curated record.
UAGAACAGAGCUCAUUGAUUAAGGAGAGACAAGUAAAGCAGAGGUAACUGGUUAUCCGCUAGAACAGAGCUCAUUGAUUAAGGAGAGACAAGUAAAGCAGAGGUAACUGGCUAUCUGCUAGAACAGAGCUUAUUGAUGAAGGAAGGAGAAGGAAGAUCAGCGGUAACUGGCUAUUAGUUAGAACAGAGCUCGUUGACGAAGGAUGGGGAAGGGAGGCUAGAAGUAACUGGCUAUUUACUAGAACGGAGCUCAUUGAUUUAGGGAAGAGAGAUGUAACUGGCUAUUAUGCAGAACAGAACUCAUUGAGGUAAAGAUGUUGCAGCCGACACAUCACAUGGUUUGUUGGGGAGAGAGAGAGAGAAAGAAAGAAAGUCCAGGAGUCAGACGAUAACUUAUCUCGGAGUCUAAUGUUAGUCGUUCUGUCAUUGUUUUGUUUCUAAUCGUAAACAAGGAAAUAAAGGACGAAAGAGAUUAAAAAAUAUAUUUAUUUACAUGGAUGUUCUGACGACCAGUUCUCGUGCUUCGUGUUUUUCCGGAGAAGAAGUAAAACGAAAAAGAAAAACAAAAAAAAACAGAUAUUGAUCUAUUGAUUUGAUAUUUUUUUAUUCUUUUUUAUAUUUUGGAUUUUAUAUAGUAUAUUUUUUAAAACCGUCACGAUGCCAAAUAAAUGAUUAUUUCGAUAAUUAAAAAAAAAAGAAGGGAUAAUAAUUGAGCGAUUAACGGAGUAACCCCUAAAAACCUAAACGGGUCUUGAGGAUGGCUGAAGCAAGGAGUGCUGUGGCUCGACCGAGGGUGGAACUCGACGAAGAUGCAACAUACCCGAGCAGAGAUGUAUUCAGAGUAUGGAGAAGGAUACUUAUCAAACGCUUCUUUAGGACGAGAAAUUUAAUUUAUAAUGGUUUAUGGCCAACGUCGGCGUGGAACUUGGGAAUACUCAUGGUGGGUCUGCUGACCCUUCUCCUUGCUCAGGACAGUCACACUUCGUUACCCAGCAGUCUCCUGUGGAGACUGGCUGACUAUUUAAAUUUACCGACAGAUCUCAACUAUGGACUGUCCGAGCUCAUCCUGGCCCUCAUUGUCGGAGUUUUCUUCUUCAUCGUUCAGCUUUACUUUCGACGUUAUCUCCUUCGGCUGCUCCUCUCCUAUCGCGGAUGGAUGUAUGAGAUGCCACGUUCUCAGGGACUACAGACGAAAUCGUGGGGCAUGUUAGUUAGGCUGGUGAGUGGCCACUCGCCCCUCCUCUACAACUGUCAGCAGAGUCUCCCUCGACUGCCCGUGCCAGCUUUAAACGACACUCUGGAUAAGUUUAUCAAGUCAAUCAUUCCACUGUACGGGGAAGACUCGGACAAGGUUAGAGAUUUGAGGGAGCAAGCCAAGAAAUUUGCCCAAUACCCUGGGCCAAAGCUACAACAAAUUUUGGUCCUAAAAUCUUGGUGGACCCCUAACUGGGUAACAGAUUGGUGGGAGAAGUACAUCUACCUCAUGGGCCGCAAUCCCCUGGCCAUUAACAGUAAUUACUACACGUUGGACCACUCUGUGUGGAAACCCACAGAAAAACAGGUUGUGAGGGCUGCUGCGACGCUGCAUGAAUUGAUGGUGUUUAAACAGAAGCUAGACAGAGAGGAGAUCAAGCCUCUCCUCAUACGUAACACGAUACCAAUAUGUAUGAGCCAGUAUGAACGCCUCUUUGCUACCACCAGGAUUCCUGGAGAAGAAAUUGAUACCCUGGUACACACAGAGUCAUCAAAGCACAUUGUCAUCCUUCGGAGAGGCCUGAUCUAUAAACUCAACAUGUACGACAUGGAUGGCAAGUUGCUGAGUGCCGCAAGUCUCCAGAAGCAAUUAGAGUGGAUCGUUGACCAUGCAGAUCAAAACCAAAAUAGCUAUUCAGAAGCAGCCAAAUCGAUUCCAGCUUUCACUGGAAUUGAACGAAAAACCUGGGCCAAAGUCCGCGAAACCUUCUUCUCAGAUGGCAUCAACAAGGAAUCACUUCAAACCAUUGAAACAGCAAUAUUUUUUGUGACCCUGGAGACGCUAUCAGCUGAGACCAUAAUGGAACGGGCCUGUUACCUUAUGCAAGGUGACGGCAGGUCAUUGUGGUUUGACAAGAGCCUCAAUUUCAUUUACUUUGCCAAUGGUCGUAUGGGACUGAACUGUGAACACUCGUAUGCUGAUGCUCCAGUGGUAGGACAUUGCCAAGAGUACGUGAUGACCAAUGAAGCAAUGUAUCCCCUGUACAAAGAUGGUGAAUUGGUUGAUGGUGAACCCCAUUUCAAACAAGGCAAGCUGAAACCCCCAUCUUUACUUCAAUGGGAUUUCCCAGAUUCCUUCAAUCCAGAAGUUAAAAUGGCAUGUUCCAUUUCACAAAAGAACCUUGAAAACAUUGAUCUGUGUGUUCGGGUCCAUAAUGCCUUCGGAAAGGGUUUCAUCAAAACUGCAAAGGUCAGCCCCGACGCAUUCAUCCAGUCGGCCCUUCAACUCACUUACUACACAUACUACGGCAAGUUGGCCCUGACUUAUGAGUCAUCGAUGACACGUCUAUACCUGCUCGGACGGACAGAGACGGUGCGGUCACUCACUUCAGAACUGGCCAGGUUUGUCAGGGCAAUGCACGACAAUAAUGUGACAAAGGAAGAGAAGAUCUCCCUCUUGCAGAAGUCCUGCGCCAUUCACCAAGGCCUCUCGGACGCCAUGAAUGGCAAGGGCGUGGACCGGCACCUGUUCGGACUCUAUGUCCUUAGUAAAGGAAUGGGUUAUGAUUGUGACUUCUUAAAAGACGCCCUCCUGAUGCCGUGGACCCUAUCGACAAGUCAACAACCACAGCAGCAGAUCGCGUCUUCCCCCCAGUGUGACUUACCCCAGUUUGAUUCAAUGCUUGGCCCAGGAGGAGGAUUUGGGCCCGUAUCUGACGAUGGUUACGGCAUUUCUUACAUGGUAGCUGGCAACAGGAAGAUCUUUUUCCACAUAUCUUCCAAGCGAUCUGCCAAAGAAACAGAUUCGUCGAAAUUCAUGGAUCUCUUGUUCCAGAGCAUGGAUGACAUGAAGAAGCUAUUUGAUCCGUAACCCUGGAGGAGGAGGAGGAAGAAGAGGAGGAGCAUUUGGUUGUGUUGGUGUUGGUGUUGACCAUAGAUUCUUAAUGGUGUGCUGGCUUGGUGGCCGUGUGGUGGUGGAGGUCACCUACAUUGGUCAGCCACUCACGUUUACCCAUAAACCAACAUACGAGAGGUGCAUUCCAGAAGUUUGAGACUUUUUCCAGAGAGACAUCCAUUAAUUUCUUACAAAUACAAAUUUCUAAUCUCCUUUGUGACGGCUUCAUAGAAGCCCUCCAAAGUGAAAGUGAAAGUAUUCUUUUUCAUCUUCUUCAUCUCUUCAAAAUGCCUGGAACAACCAAAAGUUAUACGGAACAAAGUCUGGACUGUAGGAGGAGUGAAGGACGGUUUUUUUCUCUGUCAAGGAGUUGGUUACCAAACUGGUCAGCUGUGACAGGGAGCGCUUAGGGCUGAUACAGCUGUCCCCUUCAAUUUAGAUGAACAAAAGGUUGGCAGGUCAGCUUAUUAAUAAUGAUAACAAUAAAAGGACAAUAUUGUAGGACAGAUAGAACUAAAAAUAGUCUCAAAACUUCUGGAAUGCAUCGCGUAGUCAGCAGUGUUGAGUAAGGUAUGUUCAAAGGGCCAAUACAGUUGUCUCCUUUGGUCUGGAAAAACAAAAGGUUGGCAAGUCAACUUAUUAGAGGACAUACUAAAUUUGCAAUAACUAAAAUUACAAUAACUUAGGACAGUCAGAACAGCUUCUAAAAGGAGAGUCUCAAAACUUCUGGAAUGCACCUCGUAUGUUCCCUAACAGGGACAGAACAGAAAAAUCCUUCGUUCCGCUACUACCGACAUCAACACCAUACACCAUGCUGUCUUAUCACUCUAUCUCUCCAACACCACCACCCACCACCACCACCACUACUACUAUGCUGCCACUCGGCUCUCUGCGACUGAGUGCUCAUCGAAUGUCACCUCCACUUGCACUCACACUCGACUUGAGUCUACUCUUUCUAGUCCUACAUGUUAUACACACCCACCGCAACCGCCCCCCACCGUUAACCCUAACACCUCCCUCUAAACUAGCCACAGCUUAGGGUUUCGCAACUUGAAGAGGCCUUGAAAUAAUUAAAAUCUGUAUAUACAUCUAUGUAUGUAUGUAUGUAUGUAUGUAUAUAUUAUAUAUAUAUAU